AUGGGGCUUUUUUCUUCGUCAUCUCUUGCAUGUGCUAAGAGACGUUGUGCGCUUUUGAUACGGUUCAAGACUACUGUGCCUCAUCCCUUCUCUUCUACCUCCAGCACGGAUUUCACCAUAGCUGAUGACGACAGACUUAUAAACAGAAAUGAUUUUAGAGGAGUGCCGGCGCGGAAUGAAAAAAAGAAGCGUUCGCGGCUUCCGGAGACGGUUUUAUCCGGAAUGCAAGAGAGUUUGCGGCGAAAUUACCGAGUGCCUGCUAGUACUGUGUUUCUCGAUGUAGUAAGAAGGAUGGAGGAGGACGAUGAAUCACUCGUUUCAACGUUACGGCGUUCAUCGGAUAGAUGGUUACCAAUGAUUCUCCGCUCAUGUGGAAAAGCCAUUUCUAACAUUCCAAAAGAAUCACGUCAACAAAUUCUGGCUCGCUUUUGGAAACAGUUGGAACUCAAAGAAAUUCCUAUCGGUAUAUUGUCGAUUAAUGCGAUGUUAUGCUCGAUGCUAGAGAAUGACUCGCACUUCUCUUCAAAAGAUGUUUUGGAGGAUGUUGAAACUAAAAGGGGACUGGAACCUGAUCAAGAAACGUUUGAGCUGCUUCUUAAUAAUCUUGCUCGACAAGGAGACACUGAAGGGUGUCGGGCUAUGGUCUAUGAAAUGGCCAAACGUGGAUUCAUCGUGAAUCGUGCUUGUAAUGAUGCACUAGUCUAUUGUUUUGCUGUUAGAGGACAUCAUGCGAAAGCGGAUUCGUUGGCAGAGCAAGCGAUGGGUAAGUAUGGCGUUGAUGCAGUAGCCAGUGCACAGGGUGUUUGUGCGAAAGCUGCAGCUUCUCGUGCAGACCUGAAUCGGUUGAGGUCGGUUUUACGACGCACUGUCAUGGGAGAGGAACGAAAGCUCAUAUUGUCUGUUAACGACAUUCUUGAAACCAUCUGGUUAUUAUCGGAAAAGAGCCGAGACGGUGAUGGCGCAGAAUUCGUCAAUCUCACGGAGCAGAUGCUGAACCACACAUCCCGAGGUCCAGGUUUCUUCCGCCUUCUAAUAAGAGAAGUUGAAAGGCAUAUAUGUCAUCAGCAUUAUUACACUGCAGUAGCACUAUUGGAAGAUACAAAUAGAAUAUCGGACUGUUUAAAAAAUCAACAAAAGUUUUUGUUCUUAAACCAAAUGAUCGGUCAGCUCAGUCGACAAAUAAUUCGUAAUGAGGUGAAUGUGGUGAAGAUGAAUGAUAUAGCCAACAGAGUAGUUGCAGUCUUCAAAAACUAUCAAAAUGCGCCACGAAUUCAUGACGAUCUACUUUAUGCCGUAAUCAUGUACAAAGAAUUCACCAUGGAUAAAAGAAUUGAAUAUGUUACCGCACUGAUUGACAUGGUGGAUAGAGAGCGAACGAGGCAUCAUUUGGUGUUGCCUCUUCUUGCAAGCACUGAUGAUGUGGAGGAACGACUAAAAAUUAUUUUCCGCUGCUCAAAUAUUGGAUACAAGGAUCUGUCAGAGCUUGACAUUUCCGUAUUGUCACAUCUUGUGCUGCAACCACUAUAUGACAGACAACGAAGUUCUCGCGGAGAACUUUCGAAACUGGACAAAGUUUCCAAGAUUCUUAAAAGCUUCGGAAGCACAUCUGAAUCUGUUUGGCAGACUAUGUACUCAUGGUGGCAAGAGAAAUCUACGGAGGAAAAGCGGAUGCCAAAUCUGGAAGAUGCUCUGCGACCAAUGGCGGGGGAACUUCAAGGAUGGUUGCGACAUCACUACACGACCACAUUCGAACUGGAAAAGAAGAUUUUCAAGCCACCUCCUAUUCGAGUUACGUAUGAAAGGCUUAAGAAGUAUGUGGAAGACAGGGAUUCGUUGAAAACUCACGCUUUCGUGUCCUCUUACGGCUGGCCUGAAGGCACAAAUUUCGAAGAAAUCAUUCCGGACCUGCUCGGACUGUACUUGGAUCAUGAAGAAUGGAUUAAUGUACACAAGAUGCUUGUCUCCUUAUCUGCUCAAUCCAGCAAGUGGCAGAACGCAGAAAAUCCAUCGUAUUCUCCCAUAAAAAACUAUCAUCUGUUGCAAAUUCUUCGCAGAUUGUCUAAUGAGGGUGACGAAAUCUCUAUACGAAAAAUGAUCAAUUAUGCUUAUGAACUGCGAAGACUAUUUCCUGGAGCAACUGCUAACUACGACACCUUCUUCAAUACCUUACACGAGUAUAACCGUCUCUUUGGGAAAUGCUUUGAGAGACUUCCAAAUCCUUCCGUUGAAAAAAUAGACGAGUGCAUAGAUCUAUUACGAACGUUGAUUAAACUUGAGAUUCUCCAGUUACACCCUAACGAAACACUGACUUCAGUGUUCAUAGGAAACAUCUUAAAGAGGCUUGGUUGGGAAGAAGCUGUGAACACAUGGAUGAAAUUCCAGUCCAGUUUGUAUUGUUCGAACGGGAUUGUUCCCCUGUUACGAUACUGUCUCACGCACAAAUCGGAUAGUUCUAAACGUAACAUUCAGUACGUACUUCACAAAGCUCAAAAUUUUCUACCACAAUCACGUGUUCACUGUCUUUAUGCCGCAGUUCUGGUCGCAAAGCGCUGCGAAGACGAGGCUGCCAAUUAUUUAGAAGAACAUAAAUCUGAAAUCGACCCCCUUGACGCUGUGAUGGCUAUGCGAUACAUGAAUGCCCUAAGGGCAAAAAUUGUGGACGAAGAGUUUAUAAGGCAAUUUGCGGAAAUAUGUCUCAAGCAUACAAAGCUCACCAAAGACGUUGAAGCAUCUCGGCAAAUGCAGGCCGAUUGGAUGCGAUUGUGUGAACAACGUAAAUUGGCUCCACUUGCCCUCCGGCUAUACGACCUCUUCAAGCGUUAUGGCGUCGACCUUCAUGAUGAUGAGAAAGCUCGUCUUUGGAAGAUGGUAGGCGAGCACGAAGUUUUGGCGAGUCGUUGGAUCUAUGAACCUGAAGGUUUCCUACGAAUACAACUGGAUGACGAGUUGGUACAUAGCACCGAUGUCUAUCAGAUUCAGCAAGUCCUCAAGAAUGAGAUUUCCGCCAUUCAGCCAUCAGCGUGA
Messenger RNA from Necator americanus (New World hookworm), 3024 nucleotides. RefSeq lists its product as uncharacterized. Gene Ontology annotation, molecular function: mRNA 3'-UTR binding; protein binding. Gene Ontology annotation, cellular component: mitochondrion; nucleus. Gene Ontology annotation, biological process: regulation of mitochondrial translation. Lineage: Eukaryota; Metazoa; Nematoda; Chromadorea; Rhabditida; Ancylostomatidae. The transcript has 25 exons. Bases 1 to 3024 code for a protein of 1007 amino acids. The record is from RefSeq and is a predicted model, not a curated record.